CUCUGCCUCAAAAUGCCGAAAAUCUGAUCAGGUAAUGCCAACUUAUGACGGCUAAAGUUCGCGGGCAAAUCUGUCGAACUUGACAAUUCACAGGUAUUUACGAAGCUGCGUCCGCAUACGUGUGUGCGUGAUAAUAUUGAUAAGUCCAUUACUUCAUCCAGUACUUCAUCAACUAAUGAAGUACUAUGCUUAGUCAAACCGACUCGAGAGCGUAUCGUCCUUAACGAGCACCGCAGAAAUUGAUCCAUAUGAUACGAUGUGUAUGACAUGUCACAACAUAACCUCUCUACUAUGCAACACGCGUGGUUCGACCGCUGUUUAGUCCCAUUUCCUGCAAACGACGGUAGAGGAUGGAUCACGAGGAUGAAUUUCUUAAUACCUUCUUCACGCAAGUUGCUCAGCUGUGUUCCGACAAAGCUAAAGAAUCCGUUGAAAAAGAGAGAGAGUCAUGCAGGCAAACGCAAAUGGGUCCAUGGGGUAUGCUUCUCAUGCAUUUACCACAAAUAGCUGUAGCUGAACGCUCAUACGCGGAUUUAGGCUUUCUUCAUACUAAAAACAAAGGCUUCCUUAGGAAAGAUAAUUCUUUAAAGACUGUAUAUGAGUCGUUGAAGUCUGAUUUAAAGAGACUGGAGGAGAUGACCAGAGGAACGAAUUCCAUUGGCACGAACGUCGCGAACGUUUCUAAUCAGCUGUGUCAGUUCAUCACGGCAAGAAUCCAGCUGAUAGAUUUUUAUGAGAGGAUGUACAAUAUGAGCGUAAGCAGCAAAGUUAUAAAGCACCAGGAGCUGCUGCAAUGUAUAGAAGGAAUAGUGGAAAGUCAUUUAUUGUCCUGUUCUCAUUUAGCACUGACCGCUAUCAAGACUGGAUUAACGCUGGAGUGUGAAAUAUUGGUGCAGUUAAUAAAGGCACAAGUGGAGGUACAAAACUGGAGGUUUCUGCCGACUCUGAUGGCUCUUUAUGGAGCACAAACGCGAAUGUCAGCCUGGGAAAGAACUCUCCAGAGCAAGGAGUCUUGGAAAUUGGGCUUUGGCGCAACGUUUCUCAAGGCGAAUCAGCAGCCAGCAUUGUAUCAGUGGCUGGUGAAACUUCGCGGUGCUAUAUUAGCCAAGUGUUCUCUGUAUUUCCACACGACUCUAAGCCAACAAGCUAAUCCAGGCGAGAUGAGAAGCAUCAUGAGCAAGCAAAGCGUGGAUUAUUAUCACAAGAUACAAAGCUUUCAGCGAAAACACGACGUGCUAGCGGUACUGAUAAUCUUCGAUUCCCGAGGGACUGAAAAUUCAGGUUCUGGGUACAAACAUCCGGGAAGAGGAACAGAUACAUCGGAGAACUUUCCUAUUGUCAUUUGUUGCCCUAGUACAUUCAUGCACAAACCGUCGGUACAUUUAGACAAUAUCCAGAGCAAGAUAAAGGAACGUCACGCAGAACUGCUUGCCAUGGACAAAGUUAUUUAUCACAAAAGCACGAAGGAUUUAUGUACGUAUGCUUUCCACAAUAGCGACCUCAGAAUGACCCUCGUGGUCGCGUACGAAAAUGGCAAGCAAAGAGACAAGGAAACUCACAUCACGUCAUUCAUGACGGAUCUUUGCAUGCAUAUCAGGUGCAACAAGAUUUACGAGUGCUUGAAGCUGUCGAAGUAACUGCGCGAAAAUAAAUAUAUAUAUAUAUUUAAAAAAUAUUGAAUAAUACCAAAGACCUGAAUAUGUUGUAAUCAAAAACUGGUUAAUAUCGAUAUAGUUACGUGAAUUAUAAAAAUUAUAAAUAAAUUUUAUAUUAAACUGUU
Messenger RNA from Ooceraea biroi (clonal raider ant), 1780 nucleotides. RefSeq names its product KICSTOR complex protein C12orf66 homolog. NCBI's taxonomy places the organism in Eukaryota, Metazoa, Arthropoda, Insecta, Hymenoptera, Formicidae. Gene Ontology annotation, cellular component: KICSTOR complex. The record is from RefSeq and is a predicted model, not a curated record. Gene Ontology annotation, biological process: protein localization to lysosome; cellular response to amino acid starvation; cellular response to glucose starvation.